This is a messenger RNA of Misgurnus anguillicaudatus (oriental weatherfish), 6261 nucleotides long. Lineage: Eukaryota; Metazoa; Chordata; Actinopteri; Cypriniformes; Cobitidae. The record is from RefSeq and is a predicted model, not a curated record.
CUGUCUACAAACCAGACCGUGCGCACUUUUAAACUGUCGCAAAACCGCCCUAGUUGUGCCGUUGCUGUAGUUGUGCUUUACGGCAUUUGAAUCAUGGCGGUGUCGCAGAGCAGUGUACUACUGAGCACGAAAUGGUGGGAGGCAUCAAACAGAGGGGCUGCAAUACUCAGCUAUUUGGGUGAGAAGGUCCCCCUUCUUUACUGCCUGGAGACAGAGCAACAAGAUGAGGAGCAAAAGGUGGAAGAACACCUCCUUUAUCCUCUGGAGUGCUUUCUUUUUGGGGAGGACCCCCAUGCUGGCCUGGAAAAGCUACAGCAGUGCGACAGCGGCUCAUCUUCUCAGCAGUGUGGGCGUGUCUUUAAAGAGGGCGAGACGGUCUACUCCUGCAGAGACUGUGCAAUAGAUCCCACAUGUGUACUCUGCAUGGAAUGCUUUCAGAAAAGUGUGCACAAAAGUCAUCGCUACAAGAUGCAUGCCUCAGCAGGAGGAGGAUUCUGUGACUGCGGAGACUUGGAGGCUUGGAAGACCGGACCGUACUGCUCCCAACAUGAUCCUGGCACCUCAGUCCCGAUGGAAACGGAUGAGUGUACGUUAGAUUCAGGCCUUCAGGAACGUGCUCAGACGCUGUUCCGGACACUGCUGCAUUACACUGCAGAUCUUCUGGUUUGGAAGGAGAAUGAUGAACUAUCAGAGGAGCUGAAGCCAAAAGUCAAAGAAGACACCUACUUUUGUGUGCUCUACAAUGAUGAGCAUCACUCAUAUGACCAUGUCAUUUACACACUUCAGCGAGCUAUUGGCUGUGACCAAAAUGAGGCUCAAAUAUACACAACUCUCAUUGACAAAGAGGGACGGAAAGCAGUAAAAAGAGGCAUUCUGAGAUCCUGUCAGCAAGCAAAAGACAGUAUCAGGCGUAACUCGGAGCACAUUACCCAGCAACCGUUGCGGGUGGAGAUCCUUCACACUGCUGUGAUGGCUCACCAGACCUUUGCCCUCAGACUUGGCACAUGGUUCCAAAAAAUCUUUGGAUACUCAGUUGGCUUUAGGCAGGUGUUUUGCCAGGUGGCUUUAGAGCCAGGCGUUGACAACGAUAAGCUCUGCCUGAUCAGUCGAGUCAUGCUACAUGAUGCCAAACUUUAUAAAGGUGCCCGCAAGGUCGUCCAUGAGUUAAUUUUCAGUAGCUUACUAAUGGACACAGAAUACAAGAGGCAGUUUGCCAUGAAAUUCACAGAGCACUAUAAACAGCUUCAGGAGGAUUUUAUCAGUGAUGACCACCAAAGGAAUAUUUCAGUCACAGCUUUAUCUGUACAGAUCUUCACAGUUCCCACUUUGGCCAGGCAGUUGAUCGAGGAGGGCAGCGUCAUAAAGGUGAUUAUAGACACAGUAAUGGAGAUGAUGAGGGAACACCUCGACAGCAACAAUCGCUUCCACUUUCAGGGCUAUAACUCCGACAAGUUCUUCCGGAUUCAAGUUAUCUUCCAUGACCUUAGGUACAUUCUCAUCAGUAAACCCUCAGCGUGGACUGAGGAACUGAGAGUGAAGUUUCUUGAAGGCUUCCGUGUCUUUCUUAGUUUCCUUCGUUGUAUGCAGGGGAUGGAAGAGGUGAAGAGGCAGUUUGGUCAGCACGUGGAGGUGGAGCCAGAGUGGGAGGCGGGGUUUACUCUUCAGAUGCAGCUACGUCACAUUCUCUCCAUGUUUCAGGACUGGUGCUCUUCUGAUGAGAAGGUCUUGCUGUUGGCCUUUCAGGAGUGUUAUCAGGUUUUAAUGUCUUGCACCAACCAGCCCUUCCGCAGAGAGCCAACUGACAGCUACAUGUGCAAGCAAAUCCUCCAUGCACGGCCUUACAAAGUCUCCCAGGAGCCUGUCUCCAUUCACCUGCCCGUCUCUAGACUGCUGGCUGGUUUAUAUGUGCUUUUGUGUAAAACCGGAGCAGUUCAGUACCUCCCUGACUUUGUGGAUCCUGCUCAGCUGAACUUCAUUGAGAUGACAGAACAGUCACUGCGCUGUGUGGUGCUAGCAGCUCAGGUGUGUGCUGACAUGUGGCGUAGAAACGGCCUGUCACUCGUCAGCCAGGUGUAUUAUUAUCAGGAUGUUAAGUGCAGGACUGAAAUGUUUGAUAAGGAUAUUAUCAUGCUGCAGAUUGCUGCUUCCAAAAUGGACCCGGACCACUUUCUUAUGUUCAUUCUUUUGAGAUUUGAACUUUUUGAUAUUUUUAACGGUAACUGCCCUAGUAAAGAUCAGGAGGUGCUGAAGCAGUGGAAUAGUUUAACAGAGGAGAUGCUUUACCUGAUAAUCAUCAUUGUAGGUGAGCGGUACAUACCUGGAAUCAGUGACGUGACUAAAGAAGAUGUGACUAUGAGGGAGGUUAUUCAUCUGCUGUGUGUUGAACCCAUGGCUCAUAGCAGCCUUGCCAAAAGUCUGCCUGAAGAUGAAAGUAAUGAAACAGGAGUUGAAUCCGUCAUAACUAAGGUUGCCACCUUCAAGAAACCUGGAGUAUCAGGUCAUGGCUUGUAUGAGCUGAAGAAGGAAUGGUUGAAAGAGUUUAACCCCUUCUUCUAUCAUUAUUCCAAACCUCAGCAUAGUAAGGCAGAAGAGGCUCAGAAGAAGAGAAGAACCCAAGAGGGCAGUGAUAAAGCCCUACGUCCCCCAGUGCCCCCUCCCUUUUGCCCUGCCUUUGCAAAUAUAGUGCGUCUGCUUCGCUGCAAUGUCUUCAUCCACAUUCUAAGAAGAGUUAUGCAGAAAGCAGUGGAGGACCGCUCCAACCGAUGGACCGAACCCAUGAUCCAGAGGGCUCUGCACCUUGUUGCUCAGGCACUUCUAGAGGAAAAGGCGCAAUUGCAAUCUGGCAGUGCCAAAGAUGUGACCUUUGAUUUUAGUCUGAAAGCACAAAAAAUCGGUUCUGAACAUGGCAAGUCUUUGUUUCACUUCCUAACCAAAAUGAAGUCUUUACCAUCACUCGAAGCUCAAAAAGACAUGAUCACAUGGAAUUUACAGAUGUUUGAGGUGGUGAAGAGCAUUCGGGAGAAAUCCGGGCCUGUAGCUUCAUCUCCUGUAGAUCAGAGCAAGCCAGAGGAGUUACUUGGAUUUCACACUAGUGUUCAGGAAAAAGAGAAAGCAGAGCGGAAAAGGAAAGCAGAGGCUGCUAAAGCGCACAGGCAAAAGAUCAUGGCGCAAAUGUCUGCAAUGCAGAAGAACUUCAUAGAGUCAAACAAAAUGCUUUAUGACAAUGUACCUGAGAGCUCAAGUCAGAGUGAAACAACUGCAUCUCUAGAAAGCAUUGGAAUGGAUAUGGAUGACAACAGGGUAGCUGUAGGACCUCAGCAGGGUGUUUGCUCUACAGACUGGGAGGCUAUGACCUGCAUUCUGUGUCAGGAGGAACAGGAGGUUAAAGCUCAGGCACCCGCCAUGGUACUCACAGCAUGUGUGCAGAGAUCUACUGUUCUUACCCAGUGCCGGGGCAAAACACUCUCUGCCAAAGAACAGUACUACCCUCUAUUUAUGUCCCCUGAUCUGGCUGUGGGCACACAUACUGGCAGUUGUGGACAUGUGAUGCACGCCACCUGCUGGCAAAAGUACUUUGAGGCUGUGCAAAACACCACUCGAAAUCGGCUGCACACGGAGCUGCUUAUAGACCUUGAGAAUGGAGAAUACAUGUGUCCUCUCUGCAAGUCUCUCUGUAACACUGUUAUUCCUUUGAUCCCUGUGGAGCCCAGCAAACUCAACUAUGAAAGUGCUGAAUUAGUUGGUCAACAUCUAACUCUUGCUCGCUGGAUUCAUGUAGUACUUUCCCGGAUCAGAGGCCUGAAAGCUACACGAGAAGCAGGCAGUAACAGAGAGCAGGGAGCAGAGCAAGCCACCGUGUUUUUUGAAGAGGGUCAAGCUGAUUUUAGAUCCAUUCUCAGUUUUGGAGUUCAAGAACCGCCGAAGUUCUCCAGCAGCAUCACAGAGAUGUUGGGGGUCUGCGCAGUGACAGUGCACAGGGUGGGUCUGCAGACUGCCCCCAAUGAUCUGUGUCCAUACGUACCUGUUAUGUCCUGGAACACCUGCGCCUACACUAUCCAAGCUAUCGAGAGCAUGCUGCAGGAUGAGGGGAAAGCUCUGUUUGGGUCCCUCCAGAACAGACAGCUUGCUGGACUCAAAGCUGUGGUGCAGUUCUCAUCAGCUCAGAGCCUAAAGAACCGUCAAACUGUAGUACAGCAACAUUUCGCUGAUAUGCUUGCAGUCUUGUUGCCUGUCUCUAAUGUAGAGGACACACCAUCAAUAUUAGAAUUGGAUUUCUUUCAUCUACUGGUGGGGCUUGUUCUGUCAAUCCCAGUGUUGUAUCAAGAAGAGGCAGUUGACCUGCAGCCGUCAGCGAUCAGUACAGCAUACAAUCACCUCCACCUGUUGCACCUGGUCACUAUGGGACACAUGCUACAGGUUCUGCUGACCUCAAACGAUUGUGCUGUGAGUAGAGGAGCUGAUGAGGGAGAUGAGGCUCGGGCCGCAGCAGAGAUUUACUCUAUUGUGUCUCAACACACUGAUGGGUUGAGUUCUGGUGUAUCUGGCUCUACAGUUGCAGAGAGAGUAAAGAGAGGCAUCCUUCCUUUCCUGCGCUGUGCUGCGCUGUUCUUCAGUUGCCUUACAGGAGUGCCCCCUCCAGAGGAACUAUUCAGUAUUGCAGAAUCUCCUGAGAGUCAGUUGCUACUGAUCUGUAGUUACCUUGCCUUGCCCUGCAACCUGUUUCAACUGUUUCAGGAUCACAUGGAUGUUAUGACACCCUUAAUAAAGAGGUGGUGUGAAAAUCCAGCCAUAUCCAGAGCACUUAAAGGUGAAAUGCACAUUAUCAGGUAUCCUUGCAAAAUAAACAGGUUAAUAGAUCUUCCAGAGGACUAUAGCGUGCUGCUGAACCAAGCAAGUCAAUUUAAAUGUCCAAACUCAUCAGAUGAUGAGCGCAAACACCCAACUUUGUGUCUGCUCUGUGGGGUCAUGCUGUGCGCACAGAGUCCCUGCUGUCAGGUGCAGCUGAACGGAGAGGAUGUGGGAGCUUGCACGGCCCACGCUGACACCUGCGGGGCUGGUGUGGGAAUAUUUCUCAGGGUUAGAGAGUGUGAGAUUGUAUUGAUGGCCAGUAAGACCCGAGGGUGCCGAUAUCCAGCUCCUUACCUUGAUGACUAUGGAGAAACAGAUCCAGAGCUUGUGCGUGGGAACCCUCUGCACCUGAGUCCAGAGCGUUACCGCAAAUUGCUCAAUAUGUGGCAGCAACACUGCAUUUUGGAAGAAAUUGCCCGUAGCCUGGAGGUUCUCAACGUCAUGUUCGCCUUUGAGUGGCAGAUGCUCUGAGGAGCAGCACAACGCAAACCGCAGGGCAUGCGACAUUCUGCUAGGUUACGCUUGAAAUCUGCCUCACUGCAAAGACUAAUAAAACUUCCCAGCUUCCCAACAUCUUUACGAACUGAUUUCCUUCAGACAUUGUUUUAUGGGCAGCCACACUGAAUAGGCCCAUAAAAAUGAUUCACAAAGUCAGCGUGUUUCUCGGCUCUUAAUUUAUUUCGCUUUGGUUGCAGGCUGCAUCGUUUCAUACUAAUUUGUGCCUCAUUGUGUGGUUUUUGUAUCAUUAUCAGAAUGUAAAGAGGCUUUUGUCUCUAUUACAUGCUUUUCUGUUGUUUUAUACCUUUGCAAAAUGUUUUCCAACCCUUCUUUGCUGCAGUUUUUUUGUUAAUCUGCGAGAAUAUUAUAUCAAUAUGUAAGGUUAUUAUAGAAAAAUGUGGUAAAGUAUAUUGUUUUAGGAUGUGAAGCUGUUACUUGUGAAUUAUACAAAAUUUUGUCUAAGUCACGUUUCUCCUCGAAAUCAUAAAGCCCAUUUUUAGGGCCAUUACAAUUUUUUGCAUGUGCCUCAUUGUGAUAUUCUUUUUUGGGGGUAAAUCUGUUAUCUUUCUUCACCCGUGCUAUGGAUGUCACAUGAACAUGUAUAUAAAACAAUAAUGUAUAAUUAGAAGCUUAUUUUAUUAUAUAAAUAUAACCGUUAUGUAAUAGAAACACUGUAAGUCAAUGUUCACAUGCAACAAUGCCUGUUGGAUAAAUCCAAGCGUAUUUCACUUUUUCCACUCAUUAUUAUGUAUUAAAUACUAGCCUUUUCAUUUAGUGACAGUUUAAUGGCAGGUUAUAAAGAACACAAUACACAACUUACAUCAUGUUUCAAAAAUAUGGAAGAAGUUUUAGUUUGCACUUGGCUUCAAGCUGUUUGUUUACAAUAAACUACUGAGUGAAAACUCAUCCAUGAUG